UCUUUUUUGUUUCCCCCCAGCUGCCUACUACCGACCCUGACCCAGCUUUAUCUGCCAGAUUGCUUUAAGAAACCGGUAAAUUCCACAAAGUCUCCUAGCACCCAGUGUGGCUUACAGCUCAAUUACGUAAAUCCGCAUUGUCCUAUCCCUGAUGCAAGAACGGUGCCUAAAGUUCUAAUUGGCUGUGAAUGUUUAGAGCCUAUGUUAGCCACCCACUCUUAAGAGCCGCUGGUACUGAAGACCUCCCUGGAACGCUGAAAGGCAGAGGACUGUGCUGUAAACAAGAGUCGGCUGAGAGCUAAGAGGCUCAAAGACUGAGGAAAAUGAAGUUUUCCUGCCUCUCCUUCCGGCAGCCCUAUGCUGGUUUCAUCUUAAAUGGUGUCAAGACUCUUGAGACUCGUUGGCGUCCCCUGUUGAGGAGCCAUCAGAAAUGUACCAUCGCCAUCCACAUUGCUCACCGGGACUGGGAAGAUGAUGCCUGGCAGGAGGUGCUGGUAGAGAGGUUGGGAAUGACCCUGGCACAGAUUCAGACCUUACUACAGGAAGGAGAAAAAUAUGGCAGAGGCGUGAUAGCUGGACUUGUUGACAUUGGAGAGACUUUGCAGUGUCCAGAAACCUUAGCUGCCGAUGAGGUUUUAGAACUGGAAACUCAAGCUGUGCUAACCAACCUGCGGCAGAAGUACUUGACUCCAAUGUCAAAUCCCAGAUGGUUACUAGAGCCAAUACCUAGAAAAGGGGGGAAGGAUGUAUUCCAGGUAGAUAUCCCAGAGCACCUGAUCCCUCUGGGGAAGGAGUGGAGCAGUGAAUGCACUAGAGAACAGUGUCAAGAAAACAAGUAAGCAAUGUCCCUGCCAUUAGUCCAUCAUAGUAUAAACCUCUAAAUAUCACAGUGACUCUAAGCCACUGCUGCCAUGCUAUGCUGUUCCCAGACUCAGACUGCUAUGUUCUCAAUGAAAGGGAUAGCAGUGAGGACUUCCCAUCUACUGUGGCUAUAUCACUGAGAUGCAAAGCCUAAAGAAACUUGGCCUUUAUAAAAAAGGAAAACUGCCAGGAAAUGACUUCUUGCUGAAGUUCACAUUAGUCCUACGGUUUUCUGUAUUGCACAAAUAAAUGUAUUAAUAAGAA
This is a messenger RNA of Onychomys torridus (southern grasshopper mouse), 1125 nucleotides long. RefSeq lists its product as uncharacterized. The record is from RefSeq and is a predicted model, not a curated record. Lineage: Eukaryota; Metazoa; Chordata; Mammalia; Rodentia; Cricetidae. Bases 324 to 839 code for a protein of 171 amino acids. The transcript has 4 exons.